This is a messenger RNA of Olea europaea var. sylvestris, 977 nucleotides long. RefSeq names its product 60S ribosomal protein L18a. Gene Ontology annotation, biological process: translation. NCBI's taxonomy places the organism in Eukaryota, Viridiplantae, Streptophyta, Magnoliopsida, Lamiales, Oleaceae. The coding region runs from base 150 to 686 and encodes 178 amino acids. Gene Ontology annotation, cellular component: ribosome; cytosolic large ribosomal subunit. The record is from RefSeq and is a predicted model, not a curated record. Gene Ontology annotation, molecular function: structural constituent of ribosome. The transcript is spliced from 4 exons.
GUGUACAAAAUUAGGGUUUCUAAUUUUACUCUGCUUCGUCUCCUAUAUAAUUCAAAGAACUCUUACACUGUCGCCUGCUACGCCGCUCAAACCCAGUCCCCCUCCACGGCGAAGUGAGAGAUUUCUGAGAGAAUAAUAAUCCAUCGGAAAUGGUGACUUACAAGUUCCAUCAGUACCAGGUGGUGGGGAGAGCUCUGCCGACUGAAACAGAUGAGCACCCUAAGAUCUACCGAAUGAAGCUGUGGGCUACGAAUGAGGUUCGGGCCAAGUCCAAGUUUUGGUAUUUUCUGAGAAAGCUUAAGAAAGUGAAGAAGAGCAAUGGCCAGAUGCUCGCUAUCAACGAGAUUUUCGAGAAAAACCCGACGACCAUCAAGAACUAUGGCAUAUGGCUCCGUUACCAGAGUAGAACUGGUUAUCACAACAUGUACAAAGAGUACCGUGAUACCACCUUGAACGGUGCUGUUGAACAAAUGUAUACCGAGAUGGCUUCUCGUCAUAGAGUUCGCCACCAUUGCAUUCAAAUCAUCAAGACAGCCACAAUCCCAGCUAAGCUUUGCAAGAGGGAGAGCACCAAGCAGUUCCAUAAUUCAAAGAUCAAGUUCCCCUUGGUGUUCAGGAAAGUGAGGCCACCAACCAGGAAGCUCAAAACUACAUACAAGGCUACUAGACCUAACUUGUUUAUGUAAACAUGUUGGUCAUUUGCUGGAGGGAAGAAUUUCCUAUUUUCUGCAAUUUUUUUGCUUUAAUAUUGAGGGAAGAGAAAGUCUGCCUGCGCUUGAUGGAUAUUUUCAUUUUGAUUACUAGGAUAUUAAACUUGCGUUUGACGGUUAUCGAAAUAUUGUUUGUCAACCUUUUGGCCUAUAGACUGCUUUCUAGUUGAUUUUAUCGUUCCUUCAAUGUCUGGUAUAUCUAUCAUCCAUGUUUUAUCUACAUUUUGAGACAUCGGAUUCUUCGAGUUCACUGUAUUAUUUGUUCCA